AAAACCAAAAACACUUGUUAGUCAAACACUGUCGCUGUAGUGUGGUACUACGACCACGAUUGGUUCGGGUCGUAUAGCUGAGAAUAUUUUUUUGAGGUGGUUUUUAGUUGACAUUCAUUAGCGGUAACGAAAGCAGUGCAACAAAUGAUUUGCUUAUAAAAAUUGGCCAACAAAAAUAAACGCGAAAUAAAAACAACAAAACAUAAAUCAUUUUCAAUACCAAAAAAAAAAGUGAAAUACAAAACAAAGUCUAAAUUAAAAGAAAAAAAUCAAGAUUUAUUGCAAAUUUGCAUUGACAACGACUACGACGAUCUCCAUAAGAAAAAAUACAGAAAAUAAGAGAAAAAAAAACAAACGAAGCCAAUAAAAUUGUAUGAAAUCAUCGGAGAAAAAAAAAAUUAAAACAAAAAUAGCUCCCCCCAAUAAAUUUUUGUGAUAAAUAUUUUUAAUUGUUAUCAAACAAGAAAUUCAAAAAAAGGGAAAAAUCUUAAAAAAAAUCCGAAAUUCUUAAUGUAUAGCGGCGGCGUGUCUGUAAUUAAAAACACAGCAAUUCAUUCAACCCCAGAUGUGUAUGCAUAAUCCAUAUGUUCGUUAUAAGAGAACAUUUUGGUUUUUAUGUAAUUUUCUUUGGUUGAAAUAUCAAAACGCUUUCGGUUAGAAAAAAAGACAUCAUCACCCAAAAACAGCAGCAGCAGAAGCAAAAGCAGCGACAUUAACGCCAAUACCAUUUUUGUUUUCAAAAAUAAAACAAUUUUGUUUUUCGCCGUUGUGAAACACCCCCACAGUUCCACCGAUUUUGGUUUUUUGUGCACAUCAUAGGUGGCCAGCAAACAUCAAAGGUUACUAGCUGUCACAACAUUUUUCUUUAUUUUGGACGACCAACUUGAAUUAGUUUUUGACACAAUCACCUAACAGAGAAAAUGUUUCGCAACACAGUUCUGUCCAAUACCCCGACAUAUAAGCUUAUAUUAGGCUUUGGUCUAUGCACACUCGGUGGUGCUAUGUUAUAUGCCUACUUCAAGCAACGUGACGAAGAUGAUGAAGAUCAAAAGCAGGACAAUCGAAAUCAUUCACAAAAACCCAAAGCCAUAAGCCGACAAAGUUCACAAGCAACAAAACAGGCACAAAAAGAUGUUAAGGUUGAGUUUAAAAUAACCAAUGAACAUGUUGCGCUCAUAGCGGGUAGACAAGGGGCCAAUUUGAAAUCGAUACAGGAUAGAACCCAGACCACCAUACAUUUUCGGGACAAAGACGAUACACAUAAAAUGUGUGAAAUAACUGGCUAUCCGGACAAUGUAAAAGAAGCUCGUGCCAUUCUCUUAAAGGAAAUCGAACGUUCACCGAUUGUCAAAGAAGAAAUCUAUGUACCACAAAGUGUUUGUGGCAAAAUUAUGGGUCGUUGCGGUGAAGCAAUGCAAGAAAUAUGCCGUCUAUCCUUGGCCAAGGUUUCCGUAGAUGCCGGAGUACGCAGUGCCAAUACGAGACGUAUCACAAUUACUGGUAAUCGUCAGCAGGUCAAUAUUGCUCGUAAAAUGAUUGAAGAUAAAAUCGAAGAAGAUGACAAUUUACGCAGAGCUGUUCAAGAGGUGGAACAGAAACGUGAACCCAGACGUUCACCCGCAAACAGUGUCAAUUCCAGCAUGUAUUCGUCACAGACAUCGUUAAGUUCGCAUUUGCCGCCGCGUGAAAAACUAAUGGCCGCCCGCAACGAUGAAAAACCCAUGGAGGUAUAUGUUUCAGCCAUUGCCUCGCCAGCAAAGUUUUGGGUACAACUCAUUGGACCACAAACCAAGAAAUUGGAUGAUUUGGUAGCCAAUAUGACAGCGUACUAUAGUAAUGCUGAAAAUCGUGCAAUGCAUCAAAUACAUGAACCAUAUUUGGGCCAAAUUGUCGCAACGGUUUUUAAACAUGACAAUAAAUGGUAUAGAGCUGAAGUUGUUGGCAUUCUACCCAAUCAAUACAAUCCCAAUGAGGUUGUAUUGGAUUUGUAUUUUGUUGACUAUGGCGAUAGUGAAUAUGUAUUACCUCAUGAAAUUUUUGAAUUGCGUACGGAUUUUCUUACAUUAAGAUUUCAAGCUGUUGAAUGCUUUUUGGCCAAUGUGAAGUCAACGUUAAUUAACGACCCACAGACAUGGGAACCCCAAUCCAUUGAAUUCUUUGAAGAUUUUACACAAGUUGCCCGUUGGAAGAAAUUAAUUUCACGUGUUGUUACAUAUAAGGAUCGCGUUAAAACCCUGACUGGAAAUGCAGCGGCACGCGAAGGAUCUCCCAUACCCGGCGUUGAAUUAUAUGAUAUACAAGAGGGCAUUGAAAUUAAUUUGGGUCACAUGAUGAUUUCUCAUGGCUAUGCUCUGCCAACCAGCGAGGAUUACCCACGUGCAAUGUCUCCGUAUACAGCAAGUCUUAGCAAUUCCAAUGAUGCCUUGACCUCAUCGACAACGUCAUCCGUUAAGCCACAAUCACCGCAGCCACCUUUAUCCCCAGCUGCCUACUCGAAUAAUGCCGAUACCGCCGAAGAUGCUUUAAUUGAAGAACAAUUGAAGCAUUUGAAAACAGUUACUCCGUUUGAUAAAUACGUUAAUGGCAACAAUAUUGCUGCAGCUGUUACAAAAAUGUCUCCCUCGGAGUUUCUGAAUGGCGGCCAAGCAGCAACAGCCGGAAGUGCAAACAUAAUGACCACAAACGGUCACCAUCAUGCAACGACGCCGUCAACAUUAUUCAAUGGCAAUCCUCAACGAUAAAGACUGUGGUUAUUGUUGUUACUUUAGAAGUACCAGAAAUUAGAUAGUAUGGCAGUUGUAGUGUUCUUAUAUUUGUUUUUGAACAAUACUUCUCCUGUAAAUAGAAUGUGAAGUUUUUUUUAAGUUUUCUACAAAUUGUAUUUUAUUAUUUUUAUUUUUUUUUUUUAAUUUAAGAAUCUUUAUGCCAUAUGUUUAGUUGUUAUUUAAUAUUAUUCUAUUUUUCUUUGCUUCCUUUUUCUUUUUUUUUUAUUUGGGGACAUCAUACACCCUAUAUGGUUUUUAUUAAACAACUACUGUUGUCCUUUCUUUUUUCAUUUCUAUGAGCUAUUUUUUAUUUUCGGCCCUUUUCCUUUUUUAUAUUUGUUUCUUUCUUGAAUGAUUAUCCUCAAUUUGUGUAAAUAUUUCCAAUGUAUAUUAAGUGUUUGUUUUAUUACAAUAACAACAAAUGAACAAGAAAUAUCAUUUAUGUUCUAUGUACCCUCCCAAUUGAAACAUUUACUUAAUCAAAUUGAGUACAUAUUGUUGAUCCAAUUGUCCGAAAUUGGCGUUGCAUAUCGUUUUUGAAGAUAUCAAAUACUACUUUGUUGUACAGAAAAACUUAACAUGGAAAAUGAACACAAAAUUUCCAUGGAAAUAAAUAGAAUUUAAAAAUCAUAAAA
This is a messenger RNA of Musca domestica (house fly), 3400 nucleotides long. It is a transcript of the gene papi, whose product is annotated as tudor and KH domain-containing protein homolog. The coding region runs from base 921 to 2741 and encodes 606 amino acids. The transcript has 6 exons. The record is from RefSeq and is a predicted model, not a curated record. Lineage: Eukaryota; Metazoa; Arthropoda; Insecta; Diptera; Muscidae. Gene Ontology annotation, molecular function: RNA binding. Gene Ontology annotation, biological process: spermatogenesis.